Cornus florida is the source of this 531-nucleotide messenger RNA. RefSeq lists its product as uncharacterized. The transcript has a single exon. NCBI's taxonomy places the organism in Eukaryota, Viridiplantae, Streptophyta, Magnoliopsida, Cornales, Cornaceae. The record is from RefSeq and is a predicted model, not a curated record. The coding region runs from base 1 to 531 and encodes 176 amino acids.
AUGGAAGACUUGCCAAUUAACAAUGGGGAUUGGUCUUGGUGUAAUAAACAGAUUACUCAUAAAAGGAUUAAUGCUAAAUUGGAUAGGGUUCUUGUCAAUGCUGAGUGGUUGCAUCAGUUUAAUGACUCCAAAGUGGUUUUCACUCCUUCUUCUUUAUUAGAUCAUUAUGGUCUGUUAGUUCAAUGGUUUUUUGAUUGUUCAGUUGGGCCAAAACCAUUCAAAUUUCUCAAAAUUUGGUGUCUUCAGGCUAAAGUUGAGAAAGUUGUGAAGAAGGCUUGGGAAUGUAAUGUUACAGGAAGUCCAAUUCAUGUUUUGCAGAAAAAACUCAGGUCUGUUAAGGAUACUGUCAAAAGUUGGAAUAAAGAGAGGGAGACUACUUCAGAUCAACUUCAAGCUGCUAGAGAAGCAAUUUAUUCAGUGCAAAUGGAUCUUCUUCAGGACCCUAAUAAUCAAGAUAGUAUUUCAAAGGAGAGAGAAGCUACUGAUAAUCUACAACAUGUUCUUGGUCUUGAAGAAAUUGUCUGGGCCUAG